CAAAUUCAGCGGACCGCACUGGAUGUUGCCGCGAUGGACGUCGCCCAGAUACGAAGCAUCUCAUUGGAGUUGCAGGCGAAGGACUUGAAGCGACAACAGAAGGCCUUGAAGAGUUUGCAAGGGCUUGUGAGCAAAGGCAAUAACAUCAGUUCUGUGCUUCCGCUGGUGCUGGAGUUGUUAGACGAGAAGUCCCUGCGCUCGGACGCCGCGGCGGUGCUGAGCGCGGUGGUGGCGCUGCCCGCCACGCGCGAGCAGUGCAGUAGUUUUUCCAGCCUCAUCAGCGGCCUUUUUCAAGCCUUGGGAAAGUCCGAUGCCCGUGUUGUCAUGGUGAUUUUGUCUUCAUUGGAGCAGCUGCUUCCAGAGGACAUUGUAAAGCUCUUGGGUGUCUUCGACCCAGAGACAUUGAUGAGGCGAGCUUUAGCACAACCGGCAGCCACGCGGCCGUUGGUCUUCAAGACCUUCGGAGGUCUUUUGGUGAAGUGCUGGCCUUGCGUCACAGCUGGCUACGACCAUGAUCUUCCAAGCACAUGCGUGGAAGCAUUGAGGAUGGCUUUUGCACUGCUGGCAUCCGACGAGUCAGAUGAGUUAGUCUUGGCCUCCGCUGCGGUGCUAGAUGAGUUGAUGCUGGCUUACUUGAACGUGUCAGUGGCACCCAUGGCUAUGGUAGCCUUCUUUCAUCCUGCCUGGGAGUUUCGGUCCAUCUAUGGGACGUUGUUGAUGGAGGUCCUUCGAGAUCUGCGGAUGGCAUUGCCACAGCUGAUUGCUUUGAAGGAUCCUGACUGCAUUUGGCUGCCCAACCGGGAUCAGGCCAUAGAGCUGAACAAAGCUGCGGGUUUGCCUCCUCGGCAAGGUGUUGAGAGCAUCACUGACCAGGAGGCUCUAGCCGUAGAGGCUGGAUGCUUUCGUGCCUCUUUGCUCUGGUUCUUGGCCUUUGGGGGUGGUCUUGCACGCAAUCAGGACGGAGGCCACGACUCCACGCUGCUGGUGGACCUGGGCCGUGCGACGCGCGGAGGCGCCGCGCGCGAGCUGCGCUGGGGCGAUCUGCCGCCGCCGCCAGCAGAACUCGUCGCGAAGUUAGCCGAGUGCAGCGCAUUCCGGGGGAAGUGGGGCGCCCUCUUCGCGAGUGCGCGGGCGCAACUGGUGCAGAUGAUGAUGCGCUUUUGUCACAGUGCUGAUAUGAUGCAAUGCCGCGACCUGGUUUUGACCACGGCUGAGAAUCUCUUGCAGCUGGGGAAUGACGUUUUUCAGCAAAGCUACUUGCGUUUCUUCCUCUCUGAAUGUCUUUCCAGCGCCAUCAGUCUCUGGCAUGUCAUGGGAAAGCAACUGAAAGAAGGUGCUGCUUUAAACUCGCGGGCCUGCUCCAUUUGCGCAGACGCUUUGGUCAUGGGAGCCGUCAUGGCACCCAAGACCUGCGCGACUGCUCCGCAUCUGCUGCGGUUGAUGGUGAUGGCGGCCAAAGUCUUUGUACUGCGUGCGGGAAGAGGGGACGUGGAAUUGCUGCCCGCUGCUGUGCGGAAGAUCGGUCAAGAGAAGAUGCCGGCAUUGGCUGUAGCAGCUCUGGCUCGUGCCUGCUGGAUGGUGAAAGAUCUAGUGGAGUUGAAGGCGCUAGUUGAGGGAAUCGUGCAACAGCACCUGUUAGGCCUGCUGCUGGAGACGGCGGACGAUAGUCCAAUAGCACAGGCUUCCGCUUGGUUGUUGAUUUCCGUUGCACAAGUGACGGGCUGCCAGAACGCCUUGGUCGAUGUUUUCAAUCGCGGAGAGUUGCUGGGCAAGUCGCCCGCGAUCCUCCUUGCUGCAGCUUCCUUGGAUACUCUGGGGAGCUUGACUCAGAGUUCUCGUUCCAAUAUGGCAGAAGUGCUGAGGCAAACUGAUCUGCCAGGUGCAGAGUGGACAGCCUAUCGGGAAACAUUGGCCAAGGCACUGACGCAAGGACAAUCACAAGGAGUCUUUACAACACCCCUAGCCUCUUCGGGAGCAUCCGCUGCCAGCUUUGCUCGCUGGCUCCAUUUGCUGAGAGACUGCGAGCAGCCCCAGCCUCAGGGUGGCGAGUCUUCGAAGAUGAUCCCUUUGUCGGGGCCGCCCCUCUUCGUCUAUGCCCAGCCGAUCCACAGCUGGGUCUCAAGUGAGUGCCAUGUCACGCUGCGCAUUGACCUCUUCAACGCCACGGCACUCAGUAUCCGUGACGUGCAGGCAGUCCUUUCCAUUAGCCGCCCCACACGAAUGGGAGAACGAGGAGAGAAGAUGGCACCCUGGCACUUUGCAGAAGGCUUGGUGCGUCCAUUGACCAGUUCACCACUUGAAUACAUCCCGUGCCGAAGCAGUGCGACGAUCUGGCGGGACGUCUACCUGCGCUUCCCUCCCAAGCCGAUGAGCUUGUCGUUGUCCUUCAGCUACGAGAAGGUCAUGCCGGAGACCAACCUGUCGGGGCUCACGCCGGCCAGCACUCCGAUGACGCGAGGCGGCGGUGAAGACUUAUGGAGCGAUGAGGAAGAGGAGGACCAUCCACGGCUACAUUUCACCUGCCUCCCCAUCUCAGCAGCGCUCUCAUGGUACUUCGAACCCUUUCUGGGCUUCGACGAGAGCAGAGCCUUUCCACCACCUUUACUCUUUGCCGCGUGUCCACACAGCAAGACUUCAGAGGCCAAGGAGUUGGGCGUGACCAGCCGGUGGACGAUGAAAGGCUUUCACCAGAUCUCGCCGCCCUCGACGGAUCCCGGCCGAACCUGGCGCCAGGGAGAUUGCAAGUGCUUCGCAGGCAUAGGCUGCGAUUUGCAGAGCCUCCUCUGCUUUAUACUGCGAGAAUCGGAAUCGACGCUGGAAGUGCGGUCCAACAAUGAAUGGCUUCUGCAAGCCGUCACAGCAGAUUUGAUGUUCUGGCUCUUGGCUGAUGGAUGACCUGCUUGACAAUCCAAGCAAAAAGGUUGGCUUCUGCCACUGUACCUGCAACGGCCCAGUCGAACUUGCCAG
Molecule: messenger RNA, 2967 nt
Organism: Durusdinium trenchii
Lineage: Eukaryota; Dinophyceae; Suessiales; Symbiodiniaceae
Source: the annotation of a GenBank genome assembly